GGAGCGAGCGCGCCGCGCCCCGGGGACCCAGCGCAGCCGCCCUGGAGGCCCAAGCGGCGCGCAAACUUUUGCUCCCGUGCCCACAGCGCUCCUUCUCCGCAUGUGAAGCCCCCAGGCGCCCGCGCAGCCGCCAGGUUCGCCCCACCAGUGGGCGCCGCCGGGCGAGAUGCUCCUCCGGGACCUGGUGCUGAGUCCCGGCAGCUGCUGGCCCUCCCUGCUGCUGCGCUGCGCCCUCCACCCGCUCUGGGGCUUCAUGCAGGUGACGCACGGCGAGCCCCAGCGGUCCUGCUCCAAGGUGACCGACAGCUGCCAGCACAUCUGCCAGUGCCGGCCCCCGCCCCCGCUGCCCCCGCCGCCCCCACCUCCGCCGCCCCCCAGACUCCUCUCCGCACCAGCUCCCAACUCUACCUCGUGCCCCACUGAGGAAAGCUGGUGGUCAGGGCUGGUGAUCGUCAUCGCGGUAUGCUGUACCUCCCUGGUGUUUCUGACCGUGCUUGUCAUCAUUUGCUACAAAGCCAUCAAAAGGAAACCACUGAGAAAAGAAGAAAAUGGCACCAGCGUUGCUGAGUACCCCAUGAGCUCUGCACAGGGCACCAAAGGGGUGGAGGUGAACAGCGCGGUGGUGUGAGUCUGCAGGCCCUGCACCCACUGGCCGGAAGGACACCUGAGUGGCACUCGUGGACAUGGGAAGGUGGUGGGCACGAGCUGACCCUGGUCUUGUCCAGGACUUCAUGCCUUGUAGACCUGGAGCCUCCGGAAGGAGAAAAAACAAAAACAAAAACAUUCUCUUCCCAGGCUGGCCCCGGUCAGCCCCGGGCAGGGCAGCACCGACGCCAGGCUGAGCCCAGCCCCCCCUGCAUGUAGCGCCUGGGGCGGUGGCGUGGCCCGAGGCCUUCCACAUCCCGCUCUUUAUCUUGUAUCGGGCCCGCUCAUGUCCCCAGAGGGCCUGGCUGUCUCCCAGGGCACGGAGGCACCCCUGUGAGUCACAAGCAAGCUGAUCUAGGGCCUGGAACACCUUUCCUCCUCCAGGAAGCCCAUGUGCUUUGCUGUGGACAUCCCAACAGAAGCCAUCAGCGUCGCCUUGAGACAGACACACCCCUUCCAAAGGUGCUCCCCACACCUCUGUCUGUCCCCCCCCCCCCCACUUGCCAUCGUCCUCAGGCCUGCCUGCCCCACCUACACCCCAGCCCGGGCCUCCUGACCGUCUGUCCAGCCUGCAGAACUCCCUAGGAGCGCGGGCACAGGGGACCUGGGAGCCCAGGCCACAAGCGGCCUGGGAAGAACAGAGGCCCCCGCACCUGCGGUCAAGACAGACCCACACCUGACCCUGAAGGAACUGAGCAUCCACGUGAGCCAGGCCCUGCCUUGCCGGGCAGAGGCCACCACUCGUGCCAAAACCACUGGGACACCGUCAUAGGUCGAUGCUUGCCUGGCAUUGUGUCCUGACAACAGUCCUCGGAGUCCUGGCUGUGGUACCCGCAGAGCCCCCAGAAGGAGGCAGCUGUCUUCCCGUGUAUGUCCCGUGUCUGUGAGUCUGCCUGUGGUCCGGUGUUCUCACUGUGGAGCCCUCCUGAAUGUGGGAAGGAGGGGAGGGGAGGAGAGGUCCCCUCCCGGGUGACUUGGCCUGGUGACCGUGGAACGGGCUACAUUGAGGAGGGCGGCAGAGGUAGAGGCCUGGCGAUUGUGUGCCGCUUGGCAAGUUAGGGAGGAGGUAGUUCUCGGCCCCAUAGCUCCCCACACCACCCUUUGCCCUGCCCUGAAGGAACGGGCCCAUUCGAGGGUUGGCCCCUCAAGCUGGGUGGAUCUGGUUUGCUCUGCUGUGCCCGUCAUUAUGAGCUACAAGUGAGACUUUCACACCCAGGUAAGAUUGACAGGCAUGAGUCUCCAUCGGGGCCCAAGGACACAGUGUCCCAGAGCCUUGUGUCUCCAGGUCUGUAGUGUCAUCCUGAUGCAGGCUUUCGUCCUUGGCUUUCGCCCUCUGUUUCCAUUUGGCUUUAAAUGUCACCUCCCAGUGCACGUGGGCAUCCGAGUAGGGAUGCCGAUGAUAGCCUUGCCCUUAAUUGCUUCCUGCCCGACCCAGGUGAGCACUUGGGAGGCAGAACGUGGUGAUAAAUAGGUCCGAGGAGGAAGGUGAGGUGUUGAAAGGACAGGGAGCCUCGUAGGCCGCACGCCGGGCACUGGCCCCUGCUGCUGCAGCCUCCUGCUUCCUGCUGGGUCUGCCUGUGCCCACGGCGGACGUGGGCCAGGCCACGAUCCUGAUCCUCGAAAUGCGCCACUCUGGGAUCCCCUGGGGUGAAAGACCUGUGACCUGGGCUGGAGGGGAAUUACUGGCCCCGGGGAUCUAGAGUACUAGGAUGGCUCGGGAAAGGGUUGGGCGGGCUCUGGCUUUCCCACACACGAAUCCUUGACUUUGGUUUAAACCCAGGAAACCUUGAAUCUGCAGUUAACCUGCAGGAACUGUGGCCAAAUCAUCCAUUACCCUUGAUUCCCCCCUAAGAGAGCCAGGACUCCAGGGGGGCACAGCAAUUCCCCCUCCACAGGACCCGUCAUCCCUCCUCCCCUGUAGAGAAAACCAAGGGAAGGCCCUAGUUUUUCAAGAGGGUUCAGCUGAGCCCCAUUCAGUUGCCCAAACCUACGACUGGCCAUUCCAAGAACACACGGAACAGCAAGAGCCCCGCCUGGUGUUUAGUUCACAUGACGAGUACAUACGUAAAACCUUCCCAGCCCAGGUGAGGGGACGGCAUCCCAGACACAGACCUGUUCUCAGACAGCCCCAGCAUGGCGGUCAGGGGUAAAGCCCCAUGACUUCUCUGUAUUUUCUCUGAUGUUUCCGCCACAUUUAAGCCUGAGAUAAGAGCUCAGUGACAGUUCAGGAUCUCCCAAAGUUACCAGGUAUUCCAUCGGGGCCUCUCGAAGUUUUGGAAGAGAGACUAAUAGGUGUACAAAUAUAGACAAAUAUAUAUAGCUAUAUAUAUUUAAAGAGCUAUCUAUACAUAUAUAUAUAUAUAUAGUAACUGUACUCCACUUCUGUACAAAGUAUGAUUUCAACAGCCCAGGUAGCGUGACACCUGUUCUGCAUGAGUUGUAAAACUCCCGAGCUCUGCCUUCUUCGCGCCACGCCGCGCAUGCGAGAAGGUGACUCGGUCCUGGAGUUCUGUCUCAAUGGACAAACACACAAGCCGAUGCCAUCUUGUCCACCAGCAAGCCGCUCAUGUCAGUUCACGCUGAGACUCGUGGGUAGGAAGUGGGCCUGGCAGCCCUGGGGUGCUGUAUGCUAUGUUACAAGGAAAGAAGCACUAUGACUUAUGACUUUUUUAUUUUCAAUAAAAAUAUACUUCUAAAGAUG
Molecule: messenger RNA, 3346 nt
Organism: Perognathus longimembris pacificus (Pacific pocket mouse)
Lineage: Eukaryota; Metazoa; Chordata; Mammalia; Rodentia; Heteromyidae
Gene: Prima1
Product: proline rich membrane anchor 1
Exons: 5
Coding region: 167-628 (153 amino acids)
Source: RefSeq, a predicted model, not a curated record